AUGUCUAACCAAAAUGUGAUGGUGUUGAUGAUGCUUAUACUGAGUGUUAUUCUUCCACCACCAAUUCAAAGCUUGAAACUAAGAGCAGGGGCCUGGGGUAAAAGUUUUCUAAGAAAGAACCAAGAAACCGAAACAAACCUUCAGUUUUAUUUCCACGACACGCUCAGCGGAAAAAACCCAAGCGCUAUUAAGGUGGCUGAACCGGUAGACAACACCAAAUCAUUCAUCUCCCAGUUCGGAAACAUAUGGAUGGCGGAUGACCCGUUAACAGAAACAUCAGACCCGAAGUCGAAGCUCGUGGGCCGGGCCCAAGGUAUUUACGCAUCGUCGUGUCAGCAGGAGCUCGGGCUUCUUAUGUCUCUGAGCUACUCGUUUGUUGAUGGACCGUAUAACGGUAGCACGUUUGCUCUUGUUGGGAAGAACUCUGCUAUGAACCCGGUUCGUGAGAUGCCUGUUGUUGGUGGCACCGGCCUUUUCCGUAUGGCAAAGGGUUACGCCAUUGCUAAGACUCAUUGGUUUGAUUUGACCACUGGUGAUGCUAUUGUUGGCUAUAAUGUCACACUCGUUCAUCAGAGUUAG
Lathyrus sativus (Indian pea) is the source of this 579-nucleotide messenger RNA. NCBI's taxonomy places the organism in Eukaryota, Viridiplantae, Streptophyta, Magnoliopsida, Fabales, Fabaceae. The record is from the annotation of a GenBank genome assembly.